CAGGGGACAAGUGAGGGGGACCUCUGGGGAGUCUAGGGCUGCCAAAGGGAGCCCCCCCUGGCCUGCUCUGAGACACUUCUUUCCCAGGAUUGGAGACAGAGCAGGUGCAGAGGCACAGCAGCUGCCCUAUUGCCCAGCCUCCUGAACGAUGCCAGCCCAAUGUCCUUUAACCUCCAGUCUGACCUUCCUGGUACUGCUGGGCACAGCCAGCGCAGGCCCCUUCCCUCCACGGUCGAAUGUCACACUCCCAGCUCCACGGCCCCCUCCCCAACCAGGGGGAGGAAGCCCCUCUUCUCAACUUUACGAGCAUACUAUGGAAGGAGGGGAAAAGCAAGUGGUGUUCACCCAUCGCAUUAAUCUGCCCCCCUCUGCUGGCUGUGGUUGUCCCCCAGGCACUGAGCCCCCUGUCCCUGCCUCAGAGAUGCAGGCCCUGAGAAUCCGGCUAGAGAUCUUAGAGGAGUUGGUGAAGGGGCUCAAGGAACAGUGUACUGGGGGAUGUUGUCCUGCUGCUGCCCAGGCUGGCACAGGCCAGACAGAUGUUCGUAGCCUUUGCAGCCUUCAUGGUGUGUUUGACCUGAGCCGUUGUGCCUGUUCCUGUGAGCCAGGGUGGGGUGGACCCACCUGCUCUGACCCCACAGAGUCUGGGAUGUCCCCCUCCUCCCCUCCUGCAGAAUCCGGGUCUUGUCCCGAUGACUGCAACGAUCAGGGUCGCUGCAUCCGAGGUCGCUGCGUGUGUUUCCCUGGCUAUACCGGCCCAAGUUGUGGUUGGCCUUCUUGCCCAGGGGAUUGCCAAGGCCGAGGGCGCUGUGUGCAAGGUGUGUGCGUCUGCAGGGCAGGCUUCUCAGGCCCCGAUUGUGGCCAGCGCUCCUGCCCUCGGAGCUGCAGCCAGAGAGGACGCUGCGAGGACGGACGCUGUGUGUGCGACCCAGGUUACACUGGUGAGGACUGUGGUGUGAAAAGCUGCCCUCGCAGUUGCAGCCAGAGAGGACGUUGUGAGAAUGGGCGCUGUGUGUGCAAUCCUGGCUACUCUGGUGAGGACUGUGGGGUGAAAAGCUGCCCUCGAGGCUGCAGCCAGAGAGGGCGUUGUGAGGCCGGACGCUGCGUCUGUGACCCUGGCUACACUGGAGAAGACUGCGGCGUGCGGAGCUGCCCUUGGGACUGUGGUGAGGGAGGGCGCUGCGUGGACGGCCGCUGUGUGUGCUGGCCCGGGUACGCAGGUGAGGACUGUAGCACCCGAACUUGUCCUCGCAACUGCCGGGGACGUGGGCGCUGUGAGGAUGGCGAAUGCAUCUGCGACGCAGGCUACAGCGGGGACGAUUGCGGCGUGCGUAGCUGCCCUGGCGACUGCAACCAAAGGGGCCGCUGUGAGGAUGGCCGCUGUGUGUGCUGGCCGGGUUAUACCGGGCCUGACUGUAGCGCCCGUGCCUGCCCGCGCGACUGUAGAGGCCGUGGGCGCUGUGAGAACGGUGUGUGUGUGUGCAACACGGGUUACAGCGGUGAGGAUUGCGGUGUGCGCAGCUGUCCUGGGGACUGUCGUGGUCGUGGCCGCUGCGAGAGUGGCCGUUGCGUGUGUUGGCCUGGAUACACGGGCCGGGACUGUGGCACGCGUGCCUGUCCUGGAGACUGCCGCGGGAGGGGGCGCUGUGUGGACGGCCGCUGUGUGUGCAACCCAGGCUUUACUGGCGAGGACUGUGGGAGCCGUCGGUGUCCUGGAGACUGCCGCGGACAUGGCCGAUGCGAGGAUGGCGUGUGUGUAUGCCAUGCUGGAUACUCAGGCGAGGACUGCAGUACACGCAGUUGCCCUGGGGGCUGUCGAGGGCGCGGCCAGUGCCUAGAUGGGCGCUGCGUGUGUGAUGACGGCUACUCCGGCGAGGACUGCGGUGUAAGGCGGUGCCCACGAGACUGCAGCCAACACGGCGUGUGCCAGGACGGUGUAUGCACCUGCUGGGAGGGUUACGCAGGCGAGGACUGCAGCAUCCGCACCUGCUCCUCCAAUUGCCACGGACGUGGCCGCUGUGAGGACGGACGCUGUGUGUGUGACCCAGGCUACACCGGCCCCGUGUGUGCCACCCGCACCUGCCCAGCUGACUGCCGAGGUCGUGGGCGCUGUGUUCAAGGAGUGUGCAUAUGCCACACGGGCUAUGGCGGUGAGGAUUGUGGGCAGGAAGAGCCUCCCGCCAGCGCCUGCCCAGGGGGCUGCGGGCCCAGGGAACUGUGCCGCGCAGGUCAAUGUGUAUGCGUUGAGGGCUUCCGAGGCCCUGACUGUGCUAUCCAGAUAUGCCCUCGGGACUGUCAUGGCCGUGGAGAGUGUCGCCAGGGUAGCUGCUUCUGCCAAGAUGGCUAUGCCGGGGAGGACUGUGGGGAAGAGGUGCCAGCCAUUGAAAACAUGAGGAUGCACCUCCUGGAGGAAACAACAGUUCGGACAGAAUGGACCCGGGUUCCUGGCUCUGUGGAUGCCUAUGAAAUUCAAUUCAUCCCCACGACAGAGGGGGCGAGCCCCCCAUUCACAGCGCGGGUGCCCAGUUCUGCCUCAGCCUAUGACCAGAGAGGACUGGCCCCUGGUCAGGAGUACCAGGUCACUGUCCGUGCCCUUCGAGGGACCAGCUGGGGUCCUCCUGCUUCUAAGACCAUCACCACCAUGAUCGAUGGUCCCCAGGACCUCCGCGUAGUGGCUGUGACACCGACCACCCUGGAGCUCAGCUGGCUACGACCCCAGGCUGAGGUGGAUCGAUUUGUGGUCUCCUAUGUCAGUGCUGGAAACCAGAGGGUACGGCUGGAAGUUCCACCCGAAGCGGAUGGGACACUGCUUACCGACCUGAUGCCAGGCGUGGAAUAUGUGGUGACUGUCACUGCAGAACGGGGUCGGGCAGUCAGCUACCCAGCUUCUGUCAGGGCCAACACAGCACCAGGCCACUACAGUUACCCGGAGGUGCACCCCCCAGCCCCGCCCCCCAAGCCCCGUCCCCGUCCUGCCCCUGCCUCACGGCCUCUGCGGCCAGCUCCGCCCUCGGGGCCAGCAGAGGAGGGCGAGGAGGAGUCCCGCCCAGGGCCCAACCUGCCUCAGCCCUCGAGGCGGGCGUGGGGCAACCUGACCACCGAACUGGGCCGCUUCCGCGGCACGGUGCAGGACCUGGAGCGCCACCUGCGGGCUCACGGCUACCCACUUCGCGCCAACCAGACCUACACGUCCGUGGCGCGCCACAUCCAUGAAUACCUGCAGCGGCGUCGGGCAGCCGCCGCCCCCGCCGGCUCCCCGGCCCCCCAGCCCCGUCGCCCCCACCCUACCGCCAGCCCCGCUGCGGGCACCUGGAAGCGGGACUCCAACCAGGGCAUCUACGGCCUCUCCCCUGAAGGCGUCGACCGGUUGGCCGCGCCUCGCCACCCCAAGCCUGAGGUGCUGGGCAGUUCAGCUGACGGCGCGCUCCUGGUGUCGCUUGAUGGGCUCCGCGGCCAGUUCGAGCGCGUGGUGCUGCGCUGGCGGCCCCAGCUGCCUGCAGAGGGCCCCAGCGGGGAGCUGACUGUGCCGGGCACCACGCGCACAGUCAGCCUACCCGACCUCAGGCCUGGCACCACCUACCACGUGGAGGUCCACGGGGUACGGGCAGGGCAGACCUCCAAGUCCUACGCCUUCAUCACAACCACAGGGUCCUCACCCUCGGGCCUCUUGGGGGCUACUGAUGAGCCUCCUCCCUCAGGCCCCUCGACGACCCAAGGGGCUGAGGCCCCUCUCCUGCAGCAGCGCCCCCAGGAGCUGGGAGAGUUGAGGGUACUGGGCAGAGACAAGACAGGGCGCCUCCGUGUGACCUGGACUGCCCAGCCCGACACCUUUGCCCACUUCCAACUGCGCCUGCAGGUGCCCGAGGGCCCGGGGGCACAUGAAGAACUGCUGCCAGGGGACGUCCGCCAGGCUCUGAUGCCCCCGCCCCCUCCUGGAGCCCCCUACAAGCUGUUACUUCAUGGGAUCCCCCCUGGGGGCAAGCCCUCUGUUCCCAUCACCUACCAAGGCGUUAUGGACAGGGAUGGAGAGAAGCCUAGGAAGUCCUUAAGUCCACCACGCCUGGGUGAGCUGACAGUGACCGACGUGACCUCUGACUCCCUGCUCCUGCGUUGGACAGUCCCUGAGGGGGAAUUUGACUCCUUUGUGAUCCAGUACAAAGACAGAGAUGGGCCCCAGGUGAUGCCAGUGGAGGGGCCUCAGCGCUUGGCCCCCAUCACAUCCCUGGAACCUGGCCGAAAGUACAAAUUUGUCCUGUAUGGGCUCGUCAACAAGAAGAGGCAUGGUCCCUUAGUGGCCGAAGCCAAGAUCUUGCCUCAGAGUGAUCCCAGUCCAGAAACCCCACCCCGUCUGGGAAAGCUAUGGGUAACAGACCCUACUCCAGACUCACUGCACCUCUCCUGGACUGUCCCUGAGGGUCAGUUUGACUCCUUCAUAGUCCAGUAUAAGGACAAGGAUGGACGGCCCCAGGUGGUACCUGUGGAAGGACCUGAGCGAUCAGUCAUCAUCUCCCCCUUGGACUCUGAUCACAAGUACAGAUUCACUCUCUUUGGGAUUGCUGAUAAGAAGCGGUAUGGCCCCCUUAUGGCUGAUGGCACUACUGCCCCAGAGAGGCAAGAAGAGCCCCCUCGCCCUGAGUCCCUUGAGCAGCCCCUUCUGGGGGAAUUAACAGUGACUGGCGUGACCCCAGACUCCCUGCGCCUGUCUUGGACUGUGGCCCAGGGCCCCUUUGACUCCUUCGUGGUCCAGUACAAGGAUGUGCAGGGGCAGCCUCAGGCAGUACCUGUCAGGGGAGAUGAAAAUGAAGUCACAGUCCCUGGCCUGGAGUCCAACCGGAAGUAUAAGAUGAACCUCUACGGGCUUCAUGGCAGGCAUCGUGUGGGGCCCGUGUCUGUAGUGGCCAAGACGGCCCCACAGGAGGUUGUAGAUGAGAUCCCCAGUCCUACAAAACCCAAUAUGGAAGUCCUGGAAACACCUGAGCAGCCACGCCUUGGGGAGCUGACUGUGACAGACUCCACCCCUGACUCCCUGAGUCUCUCCUGGACAGUGCCCGAAGGACAGUUUGACCACUUUCUGGUCCAGUACAAGAAUGGGGAUGGACAGUUCAAGGUAGUGCGGGUGCCAGGGUAUGAAGACGAGGUCACCAUCUCAGGGCUGGAGCCAGAUCACAAGUACAAGAUGCACCUGUAUGGCUUCCACAGUGGCCAACGUGUGGGCCCCAUGUCUGCCACUGGGGUGACAACUGCAGUGGAAGAAACCCCCAGCUCUAUAGAGGUGGAGACCCCCAGCCCCACAGAACCCAGCACGGAGGCCCCAGAGCCCACCGAGGAGCCACUGCUGGGGGAGCUGAUGGUGACAGGAACCUCCCCUGACUCCCUGAGCCUCUCCUGGACUGUGCCCCAGGGCCAGUUUGACUCCUUCACCAUCCAGUAUAAAGACAGGGAUGGGCAGCCCCAGGUGGUGCGUGUUGGAGGAGAGGAGAGAGAGACCACUGUGGGGGACCUGGAGCCUGGACGCAAGUACAAGAUGCACCUGUAUGGGCUCCACCAGGGCCACCGCGUGGGCCCCAUGUCUACUCUGGGCAUGACUGAUCCCUUCCCAACCACCCAGGCCACUGAAACCCCUGACCGCCCCCUGGAGCCAUGGCUGGGGGAGCUGACAGUGACAGAUGUGACCCCUGACUCCGUGGGCCUCUUGUGGACAGUUCCUGAAGGCGAAUUUGACUCCUUCAUGAUCCAGUAUAAGGACAGGCAUGGGCAACCCCAGGUGGUGCCAGUGACUGCAGACCAACGGGAGGUUACCAUCCCUGGCCUGGAGCCCUCCCGCAAGUACAAGUUCCUGCUUUUUGGGAUCCAGGAUGGGAAACGACGCAGCCCAGUCUCUGUGGAGGCAAAAACAGCUGCCCGAAGUGACGCCAGCCCAGGGGCUCUACCUCGCCUUGGGGAGCUAUGGGUGACGGAUACCACCCCAGAGUCACUGCGCCUCUCCUGGACAGUCCCCGAGGGCCACUUUGACUCUUUUGUGGUCCAGUACAAGAGCAAGGAUGGGCCCCAGGUGGUGCCCGUGGAGGGCCAUGAGCGCUCAGCCACCAUCACUUCUCUGGACCCCGGCCGCAAGUACAGAUUCCUUCUCUAUGGCCUCCUAGGCAAAAAGCGCUUUGGCCCCCUCACUGCUGAUGCCACCACAGUGAGCCCGAGUUCUGUGGACCAUACUGGAAUAAAACCCCAACUAGGGGAGGAACUGCAAGUGACUGGCGUGACCUCUGACUCUGUGGGCCUCUCAUGGACAGUCCCUGAGGGGCAAUUUGACUCCUUUGUGGUCCAGUACAAAGACAGGGAUGGGCAGCCCCAGGUGGUGCCUGUGGAUGGCAGCCUCAGGGAGGUCAAUGUCUCAGGCCUGGACCCUGACCGCAGGUACAAGCUGCUGCUCUAUGGGCUGCACAACAGCAAGCGUGUGGGUCCCCUUUCUGCCAUUGCCAUGACUGCCCCUAGGGAAAAAAUUGAAGGUGAUAUCCCCACCCCAAGCCCUCCAACAGCUGAGCCCCACCUGGGGGAACUAAUGGUGGAGGAGGCCACUCCUCACAGCCUGCAUCUCUCCUGGAUGGUGAUCAAUGGAGAAUUCGACUCCUUUGAGGUCCAGUAUGAAGAUAGAGAUGGUCAACUCCAAGUGGUCAGUACUGGGGGAGACCAGAGUGAUAUUACCCUCACUGGUCUGGAAUCAAAUCACAGAUAUCUGGUGACCCUAUAUGGCUUCCAUGAUGGUCAGCGUGUGGAUUCUACCCACAUAGAAGCCCUGACAGUGCCUCAGGAGGAAGAGAAUGAGCCAUCAGAAGUACCCACUAUGACCCCUGAGCCUCCACUCAGGCCACACCUCGGGGAGCUGACUGUGACAGAUGCCACCCCUGACUCCCUGAGCCUCUCCUGGACAAUCCCUGAAGGACAGUUUGACCAUUUCCUGGUCCAAUACAAGAAUGGGGACGGGCAGCCCAAGGCUGUGCGGGUGCCAGGGCACAAAGAUAGUAUAACCAUUUCAGGCCUAGAGCCAGACCAUAAAUACAAGAUGCACCUGUAUGGCUUCCACGGUAACCAGCGCAUGGGCCCUGUCUCUGCUAUUGGUUCAACUGACCCAGAAAAGGAUGAAAUACUUACCGCAACUCUGACAGAACCACCAACCACAACUCCUGAGCCUUCUAUCAAGCCACGCCUGGGGGAGCUGACUGUGACAGAGGCCACCCCUGACUCCCUGAGCCUCUCCUGGACAAUCCCUGAAGGACAGUUUGACCAUUUCCUGGUCCAGUACAAAAAUGGGGACGGGCAGCCCAAGGUAGUUCGGGUGCCAGGGCAUGAGGACAAAGUCACCAUCUCAGGGCUGGAGCCAGACCACAAGUACAAGAUGCACCUGUAUGGCUUCCACAGUGGCCAACGCACAGGCCCCAUCUCUGUCAUUGGGGUGACAACUGCAGAGGAGGAAACCCCCAGCCCCACAGAGGUGGAGGAGACCCCCAGGCCCACAGAACCCAGCACGGACGCCCCAGAGCCCACUGAGGAGCCACUCCUGGGGGAGCUGACAGUGACAGGCGCCUCCCCUGACUCCCUGAGCCUCUCCUGGACUGUGCCCCAGGGCCACUUUGACUCCUUCACCAUCCAGUACAAGGACAGGGAUGGGCAGCCCCAGGUGGUACGAGUUGGAGGAGAGGAGAGAGAGGCCACUGUGGGGGACCUGGAGCCUGGACGCAAGUACAAGAUGCACCUGUAUGGACUCCACCAGGGCCACCGCGUGGGUCCUGCAUCUGCUGUCGGGGUGACCUCCUCCCUCCCUACCCAGACUCCUGUGGAGCCCCACCUUGGGGACCUGGCUGUGGCAGCUGUGACCUUGGACACUGUGCACCUCUCAUGGACCGUGGCCCAGGGUCCCUUUGACUCCUUCCUGGUCCAGUACAAGGAUGCACAGGGGCAGCUCCAGGCAGUUCCCGUGAAUAGAGACCUCCGUGAGGUUACUGUCUCGGGUCUGGACCCGGCCCGCAAGUACAGGUUCUUGCUCUUUGGACUCCUGGAUGGGAAGCGCCAUGGCCCAGUCUCUGUGGAUGCCAAGACCCUCCCAGACAAGAAACCCUCUCCCCGCCUGGGAGAGCUGACAGUGACAGAUGUGACCCCUGACUCCAUGGGCCUCUCGUGGACGGUCCCUGAAGGCGAAUUUGACUCCUUUGUGAUCCAGUACAAGGACAGGGAUGGGCAGCCCCAGGUGGUUCCUGUGGCCGCAGACCAGCGUAAGGUUACCAUCCCCAGCCUGGAGCCAAAUAGGAAAUACAAGUUCCUACUGUAUGGCCUGGCAGGCAGGAAGCGGCUGGGCCCCCUCUCUGCUGAUGGCACCACAGCUGCCCUGGAGAAAACCCAGCAGCCCCCACCACGCCUAGGGGAACUAGCAGUGACUGAGGAGACCUCAGACUCCCUGCGCCUGUCCUGGACUGUGGCCCAGGGCCCCUUUGACUCCUUCCUAGUCCAGUAUAAGGACACCAACGGGCAAUCCCAGGCAGUGCCUGUGGCCGCAGACCAGCUUGAAGUCACCAUAGAGGGCCUGAAACCUGGCAGGAAAUACAAGUUUCUGCUCUAUGGACUAGUUGGAGGAAAGCGUGUGGGCCCAGUCUCCAUCCUGGGAAUGACAGCCCCAGAAGAGGACACACCAGCCCCAGAAGCCCCUGAGCCCUCUGAAGCACCGAACCUGGGAGUGCUGGCUGUGACUGAGGCAACCCCAGACUCACUGCGCCUGUCAUGGAGUGUGGUCCAGGGCCCCUUUGACUCCUUUGUGGUCCAGUAUCUGGACACAGAUGGGCAGCCCCAGGCCCUGCUUGUGGAUGGUGAUCAGAACAAGGUCCUCAUCUCAGGCCUGGAGCCCAACACCUCUUACCAGUUCUCCCUCUAUGGUCUCCAUGAAGGGAUGCGUCGAGGGCCCAUCUCCACAGAGGGCACCACAGGGCCUCCUCCUGCUGGUCUGACCCCAGGAGACCCAGGGCCCCGACUGUCUCAUCUGUCAGUGACUGAUGUGACCACCAGUUCGCUACGGCUCAACUGGGAGGCCCCACUUGGAGCCUUUGAUUCCUUCCUACUCCGCUUUGGGGUUCCAUCACCAAGCACCCUGGAGCCACGUCCACGUCCUCUGCUACAACGGGAACUGAUGGUGCCUGGGACAAGGCGCUCAGCGGUGCUCCGAGACCUGCGCCCUGGGACCCUGUACAGCCUUACUCUCUAUGGGCUACGAGGGCCUCACAAGGCUGACAGCAUCCAAGGCACUGCCCGGACCCUCAGCCCAAUUCUGGAGAGUCCACGUGACCUCCAAUUCAGCGAAAUUGGGGAGACCUCAGCCAUGGUCAGCUGGGUGCCACCACCAUCCAGGGUGGACAGCUUCAAAGUUUCCUACCAGUUGGCAGAUGGAGGGGAGCCGCAGAGUGUGCAGGUGGAUGGCCGGGCCCAGACCCAGAAAAUUCAGGGGCUGAUCCCAGGUGCUCGCUACGAGGUGACAGUGGUCUCUGUCCGCGGCUUUGAGGAGAGUGAGCCUCUCACAGGCUUCCUCACCACUGUUCCUGAUGGCCCCACUGAGCUGCGUGCACUGAACUUGACUGAAGGAUCCACUCUGCUGCACUGGAAGCCCCCCCAGAACCCCGUGGACAAAUACAACGUCCAGGUUACAGCCCCAGGGGCCCCAUCUCUGCAGGACUCCGCCCCCGGCAGUGCUGUGGACUACCCCCUGCGCGACCUGGUACUCCACACCAACUACACUGCCACUGUGCGCGGCCUCCGGGGACCCAACUUUACCUCCCCAGCCAGCAUCACCUUCACCACAGGGUUGAAGGCUCCCCUGGACUUGGAAACCAAGGAAGUGACUCCCCGAACAGCGUUGCUCACUUGGACUGAGCCCCAAGUCCUACCCACAGGCUACCUGCUCAGCUUUGACACCCCUGGUGGACAGACUCAGGAGAUCCUGCUCCCCUCGGGAAUCACAUCACACCGGCUCCUUGGCCUCUUCCCUUCUACCUACUAUAAUGCACGGCUCCAGGCCGUGUGGGGCCAAAGCCUCACACCACCAGUAUCCACCUCCUUCACCACUGGUGGACUGCAGAUCCCCUUCCCCAGGGACUGUGGGGAGGAGAUGCAGAAUGGGCCCAGCACCUCGAGAACCACCACCAUCUUCCUCAAUGGCAAUCGCGAGCGGCCCCUGAAUGUGUUUUGUGACAUGGAGACUGAUGGGGGCGGCUGGCUGGUGUUCCAGCGCCGCAUGGACGGACAGACAGACUUCUGGAGGGAUUGGGAGGAUUAUGCCCAUGGCUUUGGGAACAUCUCCAGGGAGUUCUGGCUGGGCAAUGAGGCCCUGCACAGCCUGACACAAGCUGGUGAUUACUCCAUGCGUGUGGACCUGCGGGCUGGGGAUGAGGCUGUGUUCGCCCAGUAUGACUCCUUCCGAGUAGGAUCAGCUGCUGAGAACUACCGCCUCCACCUGGAGGGCUACCAUGGCACUGCAGGGGACUCCAUGAGCUACCACAGUGGCAGUGUCUUUUCGGCCCGUGAUCGAGACCCCAACAAUUUGCUCAUUUCCUGCGCUGUCUCCUACCGUGGGGCAUGGUGGUACAGGAACUGCCACUAUGCCAACCUCAAUGGGCUCUAUGGGAGCACAGUGGACCACCAGGGAGUGAGCUGGUACCACUGGAAGGGCUUCGAGUUCUCUGUACCCUUUACGGAAAUGAAGCUAAGACCAAGAAGCUAUCGGUCUCCUGUAGGGGGAGGCUGAGCUGCUGCCCACCUCUCUCACACCCCAGUAUGACUGCCGAGCACUGAGGGGUCACACCCAGAGAAGAGCCAGGGAUGCCUCCACCUCCCAGCCACCAGAGGAAGCCUUCUCUGCCUGUGACCUCACAGCAUCAUGUUUACAGGGGGGGAGGGGGAGGGGUUUCUAUGGGAGCAAUAAAGGAGAAACUGAGGCACCUGG
Molecule: messenger RNA, 10972 nt
Organism: Ictidomys tridecemlineatus (thirteen-lined ground squirrel)
Lineage: Eukaryota; Metazoa; Chordata; Mammalia; Rodentia; Sciuridae
Source: RefSeq, a predicted model, not a curated record